Molecule: messenger RNA, 594 nt
Organism: Necator americanus (New World hookworm)
Lineage: Eukaryota; Metazoa; Nematoda; Chromadorea; Rhabditida; Ancylostomatidae
Exons: 1
Coding region: 1-594 (197 amino acids)
Source: RefSeq, a predicted model, not a curated record
AUGUCAGGUCUGAAAGACGAAGAAUGCAGAACAAAUUUCCGCCAACAUGUGUCUAUUCAUGUUGGAGUACGGACCAGGAAGAAUUGCGAUGAGAAUUCCUUUACGAAGUGCAUCCUGGAUGCUGGAAAGAAAACCCUCCCGGUUCAAAUGCCGCGGAAGAAGUUUGGUUUUGCAUCUACGGAGACAAGAUCCACGUACGAUUCUGUAUGUGUCGCCCGCAGCACUGGUGAUUUCAACCAGGAAAAGCGUCUUAGAAGCACUUUGCGUCGUCAACUGCAACAAGACCGCGAUAACGAGUGGGCGUCGAGAGCGAAGGAGUUUGAAAACACGUGGAAGGACAACAACCCGCGGAAAGCUUAUGCUUUGUUAAAGCAGGAUAGCCCCAAAAUGAACAGAUGUUCUCCAUCACUCAACACUGCUAGUGGAAAGGCUGUAGAUGAAGCAACCCUUCCAAUUUGGAGGGAUCACUUCAAGACCUUGCUGAACCGGCAAGCGCCUCAGCUCCUGAACUCGGGCACGUUUAUAGCCCGACAUAUGCAGUUAACGACAUACUACCGACUGAGUCGGAGGUUCGGAUCUGUAUCCAAAAGAUGA